GGCUUGGGUACCCCCAGCUGCUGAGAUGAGCCAAUCAAAAGAGACAAUCAUGCCAAGUCCGGAGCAUUUUGAGAUUGAUGCUUGCACCUUCCGUUGCAAUUCCCCCUCCCUUUCCGCUGCGACUGUCUUGGGUGUGUUUGUUUCGUCCAACGAGUCGUUGUCUCUCUUCCCAGACUGCUGUCAAGGAGAGAACAGCCCCCAGCGAACUUUCUUCUCCUUCUUGCAAUUGUCGAAUAUCCAUUUCCUUUUCUUCUUCUGCUUCUGCUUCCAUCCUUUGCUUUGUCAUUUUACUCGCCCAAAACAACCUUUCAACGGCCGCCCACUGUUUGUCGCCGGCAACCCACAACAACAACAUCCCGCAUAACUUAUCAUAUCGCCUACGCCUCUGAUGCAACCCAUUCGCUAAUCCUCUUCUUUCGACGAUACUAAUCCUGUUCGAUUCUUGCGUGUCGCGACAAAGUCGCGCACCUGCGGCUGUACACAAUGGCCACGACCGCCAACAUGUCGUCAAACGGCGACGACCCCUUCGUCAAUCCCAAUUCCUCCCAACCGAGUCCGCACCGCUAUGCCUCGUUCGACAACCAGGUCUUUUCCCUCUACAACUCUGGUUCUCCAGCUCAAGCGAAGCGCGCGCUUGAGGCACAUCUCAAGGACACAGAGCGACGCAUUCAAGAUGCCUCAAAGCUCGGCACUACUCUACUGCAACAGCGCAAGGAUUUGGCUGCCCGCCUGAAAGAAGUCGAGGAGGGCGCAUCCGAGGACAUCACACCCGAAUUGCAGAAGAAGUUGGAUCAGCUGGAGAAGGAUUACACCGAGAUUGGCAAAGACUCAGCUCGUGCCUUUUUGCCAAAGUCACGCAUUGUGUCAACAGACUUCAGCGCCGCUCCACCAAGCCCUGCCCUCUUUGUUUCCGAGGCCCGUCCUUCUCCUGUCAAGCGCAAUCCAACCGAGGGCUCCAGACGACAGCGCAACCAGCCUACCAAUCGUGUCCACGAUAUCGAGUUUGCUACAGAGAUCAGCACAUCCCUUCUGGCUCAAGUCAGACAGCUGCAAGCAGUUCUGGCUGAGAAAGAGAAUGCACUCAAGGAUGCCACAGCGCAGAAGGAGCAGCUCGAGACAGAUAUCACAAGCUUGAUGCAGCGAUUGCGCAUGCUGGACGAGAGCGAGCAGAAGUGCAAGGACGAGAACUGGAAUCUCGAGACACAGAUGCAAGACCUGACAGCGCAGCUGAGAGAGGCAACCGACAAAGAGCAGCGCUUGUCGCAACAGCUCAAGUUUGCACAGGCCGAGAAGGACACAGCCGAGCGCGAGCUGGAAGAACUCAAAGCUGCUCAUGGGAAGCUCAGUGAUGACCACGAGUCAGUCAAGAAACACCACGAAGCCGAGCUUUUUACCUUGCGUCGCGACGUCAACAACCAUCAGACAGCGCGUGAUGGUCUGCUUAAGAAGGUCGAGGAGUUGACAGCGCAAAACACUCAGUUGGCAAAAGCCGUAGCUGCUCGGUGGAAUGCCGACAGUCAGCCUCAGGACAGCAAUCGCUCCCUAGGCCGCGACAAUGGUGACUCGGAAGUCGCGACUCCAGAUGUCUCUCCUCAGAACUCGCCCAUCAAGCCCACCCCCAGACAUGGCAUGCUCGAAACCGAGACUCUCAAGUCUUCUCUUACCCACGCCCACCGCAUGAUCCAGAACUUGAAGAACAACAUCCAUCGUGAAAAGACGGAAAAGUUUGAGCUCAAGCGUUUGCUGCAGGAUGCAAGAGACGAGCUUGAUAACAAGCGCACCGACGGUGGUGUUGGUCUUUCUGUGAACAAGAAGCGUCGCUCUGACGACAGCGGCAUCAAGUUCAACAAGGGUGCCCGUGCCGACAAGCUCGGAGCUGCCAGAUCCGCUAAGCACGAAAUCAUCAUGGACGAUGACGAGUGGGAAGAUCAAUCCCUGAUUGAGAGCCCUAGCCGUCCUGCUACUCGCAACAUCAGCUCGGGCGUUGUGCCUUUCGGAAACUUCAACUUUGGCAGAACUGCUGGUGCUUUUGGCAAGCCCGAGAGCGCCGAUACUACUGAUGCAUUCGAGACUGCUGACGAGCGUGGAACCACCGAUGCCUUCGAGACAGCCAACGAGGAUGACGACAACACCAACACAGAGACUGAGGGCGCCUUCCAGACCGGUGCUGAGACCAUCAACGGCGAUAGCAGCGACGAUUUGACCGAGACUGAAUUCAGCCCUACCAAAGACCAAGGUUCCUCUUCCCGACCAGUAUCCAGACCCGGCCCGUACGCCACUAACAAGGCUGAGAACCGCCUCUCAUUCAUGUCCACUGCCUCAACGUCCGCAGACGAGUUCGAGAAUGUCAAGACCCCUGUCCAAGGUCAGCAGCCAAAGUACAAGCUACGCCUUAGUAAGGGUCGUCGCUCAAACAAUGGGUCUGCUCGCAACAGUGCCAUCUUUGCCAGCGAUUCUGCCGACAGUCCCGCCAGCCAGGCCAGCCAGAGAACUCCUGUUCAAUUCGGCCAGAGUCUCAGUGCCGAGCUUGACGGCUUGAGCAACGACAGCGAUAGUGGUGAGGAGACAUCAACCGAUGCAGGUAUCGAGUCUGCUCCUAUGAGUCCUGAAGCUGUCAUAAGACCUACUCUUGCCGAUGCUCCCAUCAUCACUGAGGUUUCGAGGCCCAAGAUGGUUGAUUCUGCUAUGAUGACCGAGCCUUGGGAGCCCGAGUCAAAAUCUGUCGUGGGUGUUGCCGCCGGCGUUGUCGGCACUGCCAUUGCUGGAGUUGCUGGUUACGCACUUGGCCACUCAUCUUCUCAUGACGACGACAAGACAGCACUCAACGAGACCCCCAAGGAUGUUGCGGAAGACGCCGUUCAAGCCCCUUCUGCUGCAACCUCAACCUUGCCGGGUCAGUUUGUUGAUAGCGAGCCAGCCUCCACGGUUGCGACACCGAAACCGUCGUCGGUAGAGACCGAGCGCGAAAUCGUCCCUAGACUUGUUCCUACGCCUGAGGUCAAGAAGAAUUUCGCUGGUAUUGUCUCACAAGACUUUGCACCAGUCGUUCCAGCCCAACCUGCGCCACAACCUUUGAGCAUGGCAAACUUCUCAAGCACCCACACGGAACCUGUCGCUGCAGUGCCAGUGCCCAAAGAGGUUCCACAAUUCGCCAUGUCGACAUUCUCAUCCUCGCAUACCGAACCAGUCACCGCGGUGCUGCCUGUCAAGGAGGUCGAAAAGCUGUCGAUGUCGACCUUCUCUACUUCCCACACCGAGCCCGUCAUGGCGGCUCCUGUGGUCAAGGAGCCCGAGAAGUUCUCCAUCUCGCAGUACUCUGCUACCCACACAGAGCCUGUGGCGCCUGUGUUGGAGAUCAAGGAGCCCCAGAAGUUCUCCAUCUCGCAAUAUUCUGCUACACACACAGAGCCUGUUGCACCCAUUGUAGAGACCAAGACUCCCGAAGUGUUGUCUCUCUCCACCGGCCCUGUCUCGCACACAGAGCCUCUCGCACCUGUUUCCAUGGCUAAGGAGCUUCCAUCCUUUGCCAUGUCUCCUUUCAGGUCAAUGUCAUCGGAGCCUAUCUCACCUCCUACGCCGGAACCUAUGCAGACUCCCUCCUUGGAAUUCUCAUCUUUCACCACCUCUCAUACUGAGCCUCGCACUCCCAGCAUGUCACAACUGGACAAGGAGGUCGAAUCAAAGAGAGAUGCCUACACAUUCUCGACCGUCCGCUCUCAGCAUUGGGAGCCAAUCGUUGAAGAAGAGGCCUUCUCUCCUACCAGACGCAGCUCAAAGCCUACGGGUUUGUUCCUGAUGGAAGAUGAAAAGGCGCUGCCCGAGGACAUGAACAAGAACAUUCCGGGCACAGAUGCCGCUCGACCUGGCGCUGCGUUCCUUGCAUCCGAAAUCCAAUUCCCACCUCGAACUAGCAGUAGGGAUGGUCCCCAGAACAAAUCUCUAACGCAAGAACCUCGUUUGUAUGGUGGUGCCAAGGGAAUUAAUCAUCAUGAACCAACACUCGUCUUUGCGGACGAGAACAACACAACUCCUCAAAUCGAGCAGGAGAGCCAGUUCAGACAACCGUUCGCAGAGGUGUCCAAUAAUGUCGGUACCAGUCAGCGCAGCAUGUCGAACAAUGGUGAGAGACCUAUCAUGAAGCGUACUUCCACUUCUGAGAUGGGAACUCAAACCGCUGUCUCGUCUGACGAGAUUGACAAGAUGAUGAGACGCAAGACUCCGUUGACUAUUCCAGCUGUCAACAUUGAUGAAGGAACACCGCUUAGACCUGAGAGUCCGAGAAGGGCUUCAGAAACACCGUACGCGGCCGAUGGUGCUAAUAUGAAGGCGCCUCGUCGCCCCGCCAGCUCUGGCAGCAUGUACAAGAACACCGUAUCGCAGCCACCUCUUCCUCCAGACCACAAUCAACGCAUUGCUGCAGCUGCAGGACAGAAGAACUUGUCUGCCGGAAUGGCACCUCCACCAAUCCCGACAGGCUCGCUCAACAAGCCACCUCCAUCACUUCGUUCGCGCACACCAAGCAUCAGCAGAUCCAUUCAGUCCGGACGUGGCACUGUCACCCGCGCCCUUGCACCGAUUCCUGCUGGCCGUCCAGAUCCAAUGUCGCCUACUACACGCGCCAGCUCAAUCUCAAGCUUUGUCUCUGAGGUUGAUGAGCGCAUCCAACCUGGUAGAGGAGUCUUGUACCCUGAAGAUAUGUUACCUGCCACUGAUCCUCGCAUGAUCCAAGCUAUCACUCAGACCAUGAUUGGAGAAUAUCUUUGGAAGUACACACGAAAGGCUGGUCGUUCUGAAAUUAGUGCUUCAAGACACAGAAGAUUCUUCUGGGUCCAUCCAUACACCAGAACGCUGUACUGGAGCGAGCAUGACCCCUCAACACUUGGCAAACAGCAGUCAAAGGCCAAGAGUGUCGCUAUCGAAGCGGUUCGCGUCAUUACAGAUGACAAUGCAUACCCACCUGGCUUACAUAGGAAGAGCUUGGUGAUAGUAACUCCAGGUCGUGAGAUUGUGUUCACAGCACCCACCGCUCAGAGACACGAGACUUGGUUCAAUGCACUUUCUUACCUCCUGCUUCGCACAGGAUCUGAGCGCGAAAACGAAGAGAUGACUCAAGAUAUGGUCGACGAGUUCAACCCGACUAUGCGAAGUCAAAGCCGUAACACUGUUCGCACCCGUAUGAGUCUCAGCAGUUACAACAGCAGGACCACUCGCAACUCUUCACCGCAAAGACCUCACGCUUCUGAAGUGCCGUCAUUGGCGAACAGACAGUCUGCGGCUGCCUCUCAAAGACGAGGCGCGCAGACUCCUGGUUCGGCUGAUGGGUCUCAAGGACGCAUGGGCAUCAUGGGCAACUUAUUCAAGAGUCCAGGUGGAAGUAUGCGUGGCAGCUUCUCCAGCAGGCGGAGUAAAAGUGCUAUGAGCACACGCCGGCCGCUUGAGCCGACGAUCUAUGAUGCAAGUGUGGUCGAGGAUAGUACUGAAGAUCUGGGUGCUGUGCUCACUGGACAUAUGCACAACCACGAUGGAUUGGAGAACGUGAGGGCGUGCUGUGAUGGCAAACAUGAUGUUGGCUCUUUGUCUAGAAGUGCAGGACGACAUGUCAUGGGUUCUAUGCGACACACCCACACCAACGGUACAGCUAUGUUGAGCAACCAACAUUUGACUGCAGAACCGUUAUCUACUUCAAACCGUGCGCGACGAGAAUAAGCCAGUCUGAUCUUACUGAUCUCUCGCCUUGCACCAUUUUCGUAUUUCUGAUUCCGGCCUGUUUUGCGGCAUGUCACUGGCUUGAUCAUUGUCUGGGACUUUUUUUUUAACUGUUUUGUU
Aureobasidium pullulans EXF-150 is the source of this 5826-nucleotide messenger RNA. RefSeq lists its product as uncharacterized. The record is from RefSeq and is a predicted model, not a curated record. Gene Ontology annotation, molecular function: phospholipid binding; tubulin binding. Gene Ontology annotation, cellular component: cell cortex; mitochondrion. The coding region runs from base 484 to 5706 and encodes 1740 amino acids. Gene Ontology annotation, biological process: microtubule cytoskeleton organization; establishment of mitochondrion localization; dynein-driven meiotic oscillatory nuclear movement. The transcript is spliced from 2 exons. Lineage: Eukaryota; Fungi; Ascomycota; Dothideomycetes; Dothideales; Saccotheciaceae.